AUGCAGCCUGAGAAUAGCCACGUUGCUGCUGCCCAUCAUGCUGGUGGGUCGCUUGCGCUGGAUGAAGCAGAGUCGAACGGUCUAACAGAGGAACAACUGCUCGAGGUGUUUCGGCGAACGUCCUUCCUGGCCAAGCGCCACAAACGCCCGCAAACAACAAGCAAACGAGCAUCUCGCAAAUGGCAUGACGAUCGAGAUUCGGACGAGAUGGAGGAAGACAUGCUGGAUCAGCUCGGCCGACUCGUGCAUCAAACGGACACUCAGCCCGGCCAGUCCUUUCCUGCCAAUGAUCUUGGAGAAUCUACCUCGCCGAGCGUCUCUGACGAAACACCCGGCCGCGAAUCGGACAGCAGUAACGACGAUGCUGAGACUCCACGGAGACGUGUGAAGUGGGGAUCCGGGUCCUCUCCCUCCCCGCAAGCAGUUGGUCAGAAACGAAAUCUGAAAAUGAUCAAGCACGGAUCUGUUGACCAGCAGGCGAGGGCCUCUGGCUCAGCAACACAUUUGGCUCCCUUGCAUACCGCCACAAAUCUUAGCACCGCGUCUGCCGUGCCCGUCGUCCGGACGCCCAAAAUUGAAAAGCACACCGCGACCGCCGGGCCGAAAAAGAUUGAUCGCCGGACACUGUUGGACAAGUACAAGGACUACCAAGACACGUCUGGAAACAGAAUGUCCUUGAAGCGCAAAUCCAAAUCCACAGAUCCCACUCUACCUGUGUACAUGCGUCUUACUCCUGGUCCAUUACCACCAUGGGUAUUAGAGAUUGGUACUUUUCGAGAACAGGCACCUGGAGCACGCUGGCUUGUUGCAGACAUUCUGCGGUCGAAUCUCGCAGAGCUGACUGGUCAGACGUUCGAGGGCAUUUUGAUUGAUGCGCCUUUGGCGAGAUCGGGCGAACCUGCGACUCCCGGAAUGGUUACAGUCGAUGAAUUGAAAGCUGCGGGUAUCUCCCCAGCACUCAUCCCAAGAGGAUUCAUCUUCAUGUGGGCCGAGAAGGAAUGGAUUCCUGAUCUUUUAGAGGUCGCACAAGCGUGGGGCUUUCACUAUGUCGAAAACAUUUGCUGGGUUCGCCACAACAUUAACAACAAGGUUUCUCGCGAAGACAGCCGCUUUUUCCGCAAGUCCAAGCUGUUGCUGCUCAUCUUUCGCAAUUUUGAUAUCGGAGCUAAACAAGUUGCCAUUCCAGAAGAGAAGCCGCAACCCAUCUAUUCAACAAUUGAGACACUCCUUCCGAAUGCAAACGCAACUGCGCUGCCUGACGGGAGCAUUGGGCCUGGUAAAUUGUUGGAGCUAUCGUGGCGAGCACAACCCUUUUUGCGGCGUGGCUGGACGACAAUCUCGCACAGCCAGUCGCUUGCGAUCACCGGACCGUUCCAUUACUCUGCCAAUCAAGCCUCCCACGCUCUCUACCGCAAUCCAAAUCACAUGGAGGCUGUCCACCGAGGGCUUUUCUCUCAGCAUGUCGAGUCCGCGGUCCCAACCACCCUCACCGGCCCUCCAAGCAGCAGCGAUCCUUCCAAAGUCGAGCAGCCUUGA
This is a messenger RNA of Capsaspora owczarzaki ATCC 30864, 1536 nucleotides long. RefSeq lists its product as hypothetical. The coding region runs from base 1 to 1536 and encodes 511 amino acids. Gene Ontology annotation, cellular component: RNA N6-methyladenosine methyltransferase complex. The transcript is spliced from 8 exons. NCBI's taxonomy places the organism in Eukaryota, Filasterea, Ministeriida, Capsasporidae. The record is from RefSeq and is a predicted model, not a curated record.